AUGUCUUCAGGGUUUUAUCAUUUGUAUUUUAUUAAAGACUUUCUGACCCCCCUACAAAACGCUGCAUUUGAUGCAGUAUCUAGUUACGAAAAUCUUGAGCCUUUAUGGAUAGCUGGAACAGAUGCCGUUGAUAAAUUUAAAAAUUCGUCUCCUAAAAGCUGUUGUUUCGUUUUCGGUAAAUUCACCGGACCAAGCUAUGAACACUUUAAAGCUCUUGGUUCUGCAGUAUUUGGGCCACAGGCGUUACUUGAUUAUUUACGUGAAGAGAAACCUCUUCCUAAUGUUUCCUUCCCAUUGUUCUCUACUGCGUUAAGAAAUGCUAAUGUAACAGUAACAUCAGUCGCCGGUCAACUUAGGGAGUAUUUGUUUUCUUCUAUUGAAAUGCUCCACGGGAUUGCAUCUAGAAAUUUAACAGACGAUGUAAAUGUCAUAAUCUCCCCCAAAGUUGGCUCUAAAAAAUAUAUCGUUGGUGCCAAACGUGGAAUUGCUAUCGUUACCCCAGAAUGGAUUGACGAAGCAUGGAAAUCGUCAGAAGCCUUAGAUCCUAUUGACAUGAUGGCUUCUAACUUUUUGGAGAAGUACAAACUCCCAAUGUUCAAUCAACUAGUUGUUUGUGUAUCCGGUCUCACUUUAGAUGAACGAAAAGAGGUCGCUAAAAUAGUCUCAGUGAACGGUGGGCAAUAUUCAGGUGAAAUGAAGAUUGGUUUUACAACGCAUUUAAUUGUUAAAAAGGCAGGAGGUGUCAAAUACAACUUUGCCAAAAAGUGGAAGGUUCAAAUUGUCAAUGAUCGUUGGUUAACAGAUUCAGUAAAUGCUGGUUAUGCUCUUGAAUGUUCAGAAUACGAAGUCCAGGAUAGUCCCCACCAAACUGGAGUACACAAACACUCGACUCCCACUUCCUCAAUGCUUCACGAUCCAAGCUUUCUUCGCGACGUUUCGGCUAUUACUGACUCAAAAACCUGCGACGAAACACGGUUUAGUUGCCUCAAAGAUAUUACUAACAGUACUCAUUCUAGAUUUCUACCUGAACAGCUUUAUCUCUGUGGUUGUGUUAUCCUACUUUAUGGCUGUGAUGCCGCCGAGUCGUCGAGACUUUCUUCCAUCAUCAUGGCUGCUGGCGGUGUAUCUUGCGUUGAUGCUUCAGACAAAGUUACUGAGUCAUUUACUCAUGUUGUGCUAGGAUCAAGUUGCAAAAAAAUCCCCCCAUCAGAUCUUGAACAAAAUGUGCAUUAUGUGAUAUCCGAGUGGCUGGAUAAAUGUCGUGAACAUCGUAAACGUCUACCAGAAGAUGAUUUUAAGCCUGAGUUUCUAAAUAAAACUGAAACGCCUGGACAAAAUCAAGUAAACCAAGGUAAUUCAGAAACACGAGUGGAUGAGGAAGAUAUUCGACUGAUAAAUGAGUAUUUCAAAGAUGGAAAUAUGGCUGAUUUGGACGAUUUCCUGACUCUAGAUAAUGAUAAUAAUGGCAACCCUGAGGAGCAAACUGUUCAAGAAGGGGAAGAGAAAACUGAACGACAACAAACAGUAGUAGAUGAGGUGAACGAUGUUCAUUCCCAAGAACUAGAUAUUCCAGAUGAAAUUGCUAUUUCUCGAGAGGGACUGUUUUCAAAUCUUUUAUUUAGACCGGAUGUAACAUUUUCUAUUACGGCUAAUCCUGCACUUUGUUCUGCUAUAACAGACGAAGGAGGAGCUGUUAUUAAUGACUCUUCAGUAGGGGCAGAUUAUACUAUCUGUCCAUAUAUUCUGCGUCAAGCUGUUACUCCUAAUAUGAUCACACCCUAUUGGAUUCACUCUUGUCUUGCUGCUAAAACUCUCCUGAUCUCUGAGUUAGAUACGGAAGUUGGUUUCCAUCCGGUGUAUAUCCCUGCCUCGGUGCCUAGCCUUCCACUAGAGGGUUGUGCGAUCUCACUCAGUGGUUUUGUUAGUAAUGAUCGAUUGUUUCUCACUGAUCUCGCCAAGGGAUUAGGAGCUACUGUACAAGAGUGUUUCCUUCGCAAGCCAAUCCCAUCUCGAAACCUGUUGGCUAGUACUCAUCUUGUGAGUGCUCGGCCAGACGGUAGAAAAUUUCCCGCCGCUCAAUCCUGGGGUAUCCCGGCUGUAUCUUGUAGUUGGUUAUUUGCCUGUGCUACAGCCGGAAAACGAGUACCGGAGUCCGAACAUCCGGUGAAGGAAAAUGAUCCAAUGGUUCCAAAGGAUUGGACUAAAGUGGUUAAUAUCCAAAAGUCAGGGGUCUUCCAGACUCCUCAUCAGACGCCAAAAAUAAAUGCUAAUCGACAAUCGAUCGAUGGUAAAAUGCUAAAAACUCCUACUUGGGUGAAGGAAAACCAAGCGCAGACUCCUACUAGUGGACGCUUUGAGGGCAUUCAUGUUUCUCCACCAAUGUCCGAGAAGGUUUCAAGGUGUUUAAAACAAGCGCUGCUGAAAUCUACCAUGUCUGGAUCAGACUUCAAAUCUGUGGAGGAUAACUCUCGGAAUAGCACAGGAACUGCCGGGAUACUGGACGGUGUAGUGAUUUGCGUAGCUAGGUCAUUGAGUGAUCGUCAGAUUACCCUGAAUGAUCUCGCAAAACAGUUAGGUGGGGAUUUCAGGUGGAAUUUCGAUAAAUUGGUAGGUAUUGACUGUUAUGCUUAUUGUAUUUUAUGUAUUUUGGUUUGGUUUGCCUGA
Rodentolepis nana is the source of this 2664-nucleotide messenger RNA. The record is from the annotation of a GenBank genome assembly. NCBI's taxonomy places the organism in Eukaryota, Metazoa, Platyhelminthes, Cestoda, Cyclophyllidea, Hymenolepididae.